Molecule: messenger RNA, 236 nt
Organism: Microtus oregoni (creeping vole)
Lineage: Eukaryota; Metazoa; Chordata; Mammalia; Rodentia; Cricetidae
Product: thymosin beta-10-like
Exons: 1
Coding region: 68-202 (44 amino acids)
Biological process (GO): regulation of cell migration; actin filament organization
Cellular component (GO): cytoplasm
Molecular function (GO): actin monomer binding
Source: RefSeq, a predicted model, not a curated record
CUGCAGCAAGGCGAGUGGGAGCACCUGGAGCGCGAGCUCGGAAGGAGACUCCACGGGUUGUACGAAAAUGGCAGACAAGCCGGACAUGGGGGAAAUCGCCAGCUUCAAUAAGGCCAAGCUGAAGAAGACCGAGACGCAGGAGAAGAACACCCUGCCGACCAAAGAGACCAUUGAACAGGAAAAGAGGAGUGAAAUUUCCUAAAAGCCCAGACUGGAGGAUUCCCCCACCCCACCCC